AUGAGCAUCAUCAACCAGAAGACUCUGCAGGCUAAUGUCCAGCUUGGACGUAAAAAAGUUGCAUCGUCGACCAAGUUUCAGACGGUGAAUGGCGAGGUGACAAGUGAUGGCAGUGCAGUCGUUCAGUUUCGAUUUGCAUCCCUCAAGCCAAUCAUCACUCACAGGUUUGAAAUUCUGGAGAAGAGCCAAGAUGCUAUGGUGAUUGGUCGGGACAUCAUGACGUCAUUGGGCAUUGUGCUCAAUUUCAAAGAAAAGGUUGUUCAGUGGGAUGGCCACUACGCGCACCUUAAUACCGGUGGGUCACGCUCUUUCGAGGUGAUCGAUUACGAAUUUUUCGAAGAAAGCAAAGAAAUUGCUGAAAGUGCAGUCCUACCAGAAGAACUCAUGCCCGACACACUACCCAACUCUCUCGUCGACGAAUAUCAUCAUCUUCUUCGUGCUAACAAGAGCUUGUACGAUGGUCACUUGGGAAGAAUGAGGUUCGAAGAUUACAUCUUGCCUAUCUCACCUGACUACAAGCCCGUUCACGCCAAGCCAUAUCCUGUCUUACGUAGCCUCGAAGGAAAGGCGCGAGAGCUAAUUCAGCAUCUGAUUAGCAUCGACGUGCUGGAGAAGAUCUACGAUUCGGAAAUGGCAUCGCCAGCCUUUUUUCUGAAGAAACCCAACGGCUCCCUGCGUUUACUGAUCGACUUUCGUGGGCUCAACCGAUUUUUGCAGCGCAGCCCAUACUACGUCCCACGUAUUCGAGAGAUUUUAUUACGUCUCGCGGGAGCGAAGUGUCUUUCUACGCUGGAUGCAAACAUGAGGUACUACGCGCGUCGUCUCGCUACGUCAAGUCGUAAUUACACUGCAUUCUGCUUACCUUUCGGGAAGUUCCAGUACAAGCGGCUCCCAAUGGGAAUUUCUACGGCGCCGUACGAGUAUCAAGCGUGCAUGGAAAAGAUAUUUGGUGACCUGGAUUUUGUCGUCGUUUAUCUGGACGAUAUUCUCGUUUAUUCUAGUAGCGAGAAGACUCACCUUAAGCACCUGGGUAUUGUGUUCAAGCGUCUAAAGAAGUAUGAUGUUACGCUUAACGGCAAGAAGUGCCACAUUUUACGCGAGUCUGUUGACUAUCUUGGCUUCACUCUUACAUCCGAGGGGAUUCAUCCCCAGCAGACGAAGAUUCAAGCGAUCCAACAGAUCGCCGUACCCGAGACCAGAAAGGAGCUACGCCGCUUCCUCGGGAUGAUUAAUUACUACAGGGACAUGGUACCGAACAAGACGACAUUAUGCCAGCCACUUAACCGCUUCACCAGCGCUAAAGUCCCUUUCGAAUGGCUACCCAGUGACACGGAAGCAUUUCACGCUGUUCAGAAAGCGUUUGCGCAAGCGGUCCUGCUCGCGUUUCCCGAUUUCGAGCAGCCAUUUCACGUUUAUGCUGACGCCAGCGGUAAGCAGAUCUGCGGCAUCAUAAUGCAAAGAAAUCAGAUCCUUGCAUGCUACUCGCGAAGUCUGAACAAGCACCAAGUGAAUUACACUACUAUGGAACUCGAGCUUCUUUCGAUCGUGGAAUGUUGUUCCACGAUGUUGCGCGAAUAUCGCACCAUGUUGCUCGGUUUUCCUGUGGUCGUUCACACCGACCCCAAGAACCUCAUAUAUCCUACCGAGCCCAGCCUGCGAGGCAAGCGCUGGAAGCUUCUCCUCUCGGAGUACCGCCUCUCGAUGCACUACAUUAAGGGGGCCAAAAAUGUUGGUGCUGACGCUUUUUCGCGGAUGCGAUUUGAUAAAUUAGAGACAAACUCUAAGUUGCAGCUUGCGGAGGAGGCUUGUUCGACGACGGAUGAGCCAUACUGUGUCAUGCAUGGUCCUGUCCUACAAGAGCACCAAGAGAAAGACGCCAUGAUCCAGAAGAUCAAGACUUCCUGCCUUAAAGGCAACAACAACCCCGACUACCAGCUCCUACCGCUACUUGGCUGCACACUGGUUGCGUACCGAAAGCGCGUCAUUGUGCCCGACAGCCUGCGCGAUGACCUAAUUAAUUGGUACCAUUUGAGUCUCAGCCACCCGGGAAGUGAACGCCAGUACUAG
Peronospora matthiolae is the source of this 2067-nucleotide messenger RNA. NCBI's taxonomy places the organism in Eukaryota, Oomycota, Peronosporomycetes, Peronosporales, Peronosporaceae. The record is from the annotation of a GenBank genome assembly.